AUGACCUACCCCUCCCUCUCUCACCCGCCCCCCUUUUUCUUCUCUCUCCAAUUUUAUCUUAUCUCUUUCAAUCAUUCUACCUCACCGUCAACCACCACCCCUCUCCGUCACCGUCACCGUCACCGUCAGUCACCGUAGACCACCCCUCACUCCGUCGUAUUCUUCCGUCAACAUCUCCGUACUUGUUCUUUUCUCCUCGAAACAACCUGGACAUGGCUCAAAAACGACCAUUUGAUGAGGAAGUGGUCGAUCAGACUUCUGCCAAGCAUCAAAGACAAGACGGACCUAGUAGCGAGAUUAACUUAGGUGAAUCUAGCAUUGCAAAAGAUGAACUGGGAUUGCUUAGAGAGCAUGAAAAUGGCAGUUGUCCUGUAAUUUCCAAGGAUGUGGUAGACGAUGUUGGUAAUGAUGUACCCAGAUCUGCUUCUUUAUCACACUGGGCAACCAGUAGCAUUAGCGAUGAAGAAGAGAUGCCUGAAGAAGUGGUUCAGCUGCCUUUUUAUCCUGGGUAUUUCAGUUUUGAACAUCCUGUAAGACCAGUUAGAAAUACCGAUGAUGUAUAUUAUUGCUUGUUGGAUUAUCCUCCAAGGAAGCGAAUUCCUGUUGGGCCUGAUCAUCAAGCAGAAAUUCCGAGUUGGGGGUCUGAGAAUACUUCACAUGAUUUAGGAACAUCUGAGACAGCAGAAUCUGACAGAAACGCUGUCGAAAUUGUUGACAGUAAUCUGAAUGGGAUCUGUAUUAUGCCAAUACCAAAAACCGAGCCUCCGCCAUACAAUGGUGAGAUGGUUGGAAGUGGUAGGGCCGAGUGCACGUGCUCAGAUCAGGGAUCUAUAAGAUGUGUCCGACAGCACAUUGCAGAAGCUAGAGAUAAACUGAGGAGAACUCUUGGUCAGUAUACUUUCAUGGAGCUGGGGUUUUAUGAUAUGGGAGAAGUGGUGGCAGAGAGGUGGAGCGAAGAGGAACAGCAAUUAUUCCAUGAAGUUGUAUUCUCCAACCCAGCUUCAUUGGGUAAAAAUUUCUGGAACGUUCUAUCUGUGGUAUUUCAUUCUCGAACGAAGAUGGAGAUUGUGAGCUACUACUUCAAUGUUUUCAUGCUCAAAAUACGAGCAGAGCAGAAUAGAUGUGACCCUAUGAACAUAGAUAGUGAUAAUGAUGAAUGGCAUGGAAGUGAUGAUGAUGGGGGCGAUGGUGGAGUUUCAGACGAAGAUGAAGACUCAGGUAUUGAGUCCCCUGUUCAUCAUGAUGGUCCCGAGUUUCAUCAAAAUGGCUUGCUUCUGCAUGAGGAUGAUCAUGAACCAGAGGAUGAUGGGGACUUCUCAGAUGAAGCCCAAGAAAACUUUGGCAGCAGCGGUGAUGGAAUUGUGAGGAAAUCUGAUUUCGGUUCUGGAUUCGACCUCUCCUGCAAGAACUCUGAUGAUGACAGAGAAAAUGAUGUUCAAGAUGGAUCAUGCACAUCCUCAGAUUCAGGUGGUCCUGCACAAGGACCCCGGUUGAAGCCUGAUGGAUGUCAUGAGUGGAAUGAUUAUAUUAUGGAUUCAUCUGAUGCUAAAGCCUGGGAUGGAUAUAGUAUGAGUUGUCCUAAACAAAAUGUAGAUUUUUUGCCGACAUGCAGUAUGAUCGAAGAGGUCUUCGGAGAUUGUGACUUUGACUCCAAAAGCAAGAGAUGGUAAGGUGCUAAACUCCUGUUAUUCUGAUGGAGGACUGAGUCCAGCAUUUUAUCCGGGCUUGUUUGUUCGAGAUUCGGGCGCACCUAGAGAACAUGCAUGAGCAUGACUAGUGUGUCUUUUUGCAAGUCUGGAAAAGAUAACCAUAUGUGUUCACUUUUCUUUUUAGAUUAUUAGAGGAUUUCAAUUUUCCUGAUGUAAAUUGCCAUUUGUGUGGAAGAUGAAAGUCCAGUAUAAAGUGUAAAAUAGGUAACUUUUAAUUUGUGGCGCGCCUACAUAAGAUGUGCGCCUCUUCUCUUUAGCUCUCUCUUCUUUUACAGCUUGUAAAAGCCUUUGUCUGGGUUUUACAACUUAAUUUUGACCCAAAGUUUUUAGUAUGAUGAAUAAACUUGAAUUUUUAAGUAUCAAGAAUAAAUGUCCUUAGUCUUUAACA
Messenger RNA from Beta vulgaris subsp. vulgaris (sugar beet), 2097 nucleotides. RefSeq lists its product as hypothetical. The record is from RefSeq and is a predicted model, not a curated record. NCBI's taxonomy places the organism in Eukaryota, Viridiplantae, Streptophyta, Magnoliopsida, Caryophyllales, Amaranthaceae. The transcript has 3 exons. Bases 213 to 1670 code for a protein of 485 amino acids.